Cornus florida is the source of this 967-nucleotide messenger RNA. RefSeq names its product peptidyl-prolyl cis-trans isomerase CYP22. The transcript has 7 exons. The record is from RefSeq and is a predicted model, not a curated record. Lineage: Eukaryota; Viridiplantae; Streptophyta; Magnoliopsida; Cornales; Cornaceae. Gene Ontology annotation, molecular function: peptidyl-prolyl cis-trans isomerase activity. Gene Ontology annotation, cellular component: intracellular membrane-bounded organelle. Gene Ontology annotation, biological process: protein peptidyl-prolyl isomerization; protein folding. The coding region runs from base 220 to 789 and encodes 189 amino acids.
CCUAAUUUUUGCUAGAAAAAAAAAAACAAAGAAAAAAGAAAAAAAGAAAAGAGGGAACUUCACAAUCGCAAUAAUUGAUAGUCGGCGUCGGCGGCGAAGAUCUCUGCCUCUGCGAACCAUAAAUUGCAAGAAGUGUACUCUGGAAAGCACCAGACUCCAUCGAAAUUUAGGAGAGAGAGAGCGCUGAGAAUCUCUCUGUGUGGGUGUGUUCCGUGUGUCAUGGCUUCUGGUGGAUGGAAUGGAGCAGUGGAGUGGCACCAGAGACCUCCAAACCCUAAGAAUCCGAUCGUCUUCUUUGACAUCACCAUCGGUUCUAUCCCCGCUGGUCGAAUCAAGAUGGAGCUCUUCGCCGAUAUUGCCCCCAAAACCGCUGAAAAUUUCAGGCAAUUUUGCACAGGCGAGUACAGAAAAGCAGGAUUACCUGUGGGUUACAAAGGAUGCCAGUUCCAUCGGGUGAUAAAGGAUUUUAUGAUUCAAGCCGGCGAUUUUCUGAAGGGUGAUGGUAGUGGAUGUGUAUCCAUUUACGGAAGCAAGUUUGAGGAUGAAAAUUUUAUUGCCAAGCACACUGGUCCUGGUCUAUUGUCAAUGGCAAAUAGUGGACCAGGUUCUAAUGGGUGUCAGUUCUUUAUCACAUGUGCAAAGUGCGAUUGGCUCGAUAAUAAGCAUGUAGUCUUCGGGAGAGUGCUUGGAGAUGGUCUUUUGGUGGUCAGGAAGAUUGAGAAUGUGGCUACUGGACCCAACAACCGGCCUAAGUUGGCUUGCAUUAUUGCUGAAUGUGGAGAAAUGUAAACCAUGAAUUUGGAUUCAAUCCAAACUCAUUAUUGUGAUUUUCAGGGACUUGUAAAGUUGUUAGUCUCCUAAAUUUUAGAUGUUCAUCUAAUCUUUUGCCUUGGUGUUUUUUUAGAUGCAUAACAGAAUUAUUGAUUUAACUUCAACUAGAAUUAUCUAAUAGUAAUUUUUUGGUUAA